AUGAUUCCAUCAUAUAUAUCGAGACUUACGACGAACUUUUCAAAAAUAUCGACAAUAGGAUGCAAGAAUUACCACGAUCAGACCGACGAACCGACCGGCCCGAAAGUCAUCACCGAUCUACCCGGGCCCAAGUCGAAGGCUCUACUCAAAAAUGUCAAAUUUCAGCAGAAGAUUGAAAAAUCUGAUAUCUUCGGAAAUUACGAAGAUUCCGUCGGAAAUUAUCUGGUGGACGCGGAUGGUAAUACAUUUUUAGACAUCAAUUUGCAAGACAACCGAGUGCCGUUCGGAUACAAUUACAAAAAUUUGGAAAAAGUUUUGUUUGCUUCGAACAAGAGGAUAGAUGAAAUCAAAAUGGGAGUGUUUCCGGGCAUGCGAUUUCCCACUAAAACUGCUCAAUCUUUUCAAGAGGUCUCGCCGAAUAUGCCUGGUUUAUAUUUAUGCCCGAACGAAGCUGUGGCAUUAAAAGAAAGCAUGAACGCAAUGAAAUAUUCCUCCGAAAAGCACGAUAGCGAGAUGAAAUCGCAACGUUUGUUCGGCUCGAUAUUUAACAAGAAGGUUUCCACCAAAUAUUCCCUGCUGUGUUUCAAAGACGCCCAAUCGCUUGCGCCCAGCAACGAAGAUUUAUCCCGCGUCGAUUACCCCAUGUACAAAUAUCCCCUAAACGAGAACAUCGAAUACAAUAACAGCGAAGAUGAAAAGAGUUUGGCGAUGAUCGAAGAUCAAAUCUGCGUUUGCCAGGAAAAGGAUCGACCAGUCGCCGGUAUAAUAAUCGAGCCGCUCCAAACAACCACCAAUCAAGUCUUAUCGACCAAAUUCAUGCUGAAAUUGGAAGAAAUCGCCUGCAAAAACGGCAUUUACCUGAUGUUCGACGAGAUGAGAACCUGCUGCGGGGCGACCGGUCGCUUUUGGAUGCACGAACACUAUCCCCUGCACUGCCAGCCGGACAUUUUGUCCUUCGGCGGUAAAAUGCAAGUGUCCGGUUUCUUUCACCGCGCCGAUUUAUUCCCGUUUUACAACAACAACAACCUACUGACGACCGAAUCCAUCAGCCUCUCCAAAUUGAUCUUGUUCGAGAAUAUAAUUGACCUCAUCGGCAGGCACAAUUUGAUGAAAAACGCUCGAAUCACCGGCGAUUACAUCAAGAACAACUUGCUGCACAUGGAGAAGGAAUACGAGAAUUUGAUCAAAGCCACCAGAGGUUUGGGCACCAUCGUGGCUUUCGAUGCCAGCUCGCCCAGAAUGGCGGAGGACUUUUUGAGGCGAUUGCGACAGAAAGGUAUACUUUGCGGUAAAUGCGGCGCGUCCGGAAUCGCCGUCAGACCUUCAUUGACGUUCACCAAAAACCACGCCGUUAUAUUCAUCGAUCGACUCCUCGACGUUAUCAAACAGACCUCGUUGAAACCGACGGACACCGAACACGUCGUGCCCGUUUUGCCGAUGCACGACGAGAAGGCCGUUUUGGACACCAUCAGCAAAUCCGGAAAACUCCCGCCGAGCAUCGCGCAAUCCGAUUCAACCGGCUGUCUCAAACAAAUCGACGGCAACAAGAACGAAUUGGAAUUGUUGAACACAACCCACCGAGAUUCGAGCAAAGUUCCGCCAUCUCUAUCGCUGAUAAACGAAGCGCAAAGAGCGCUGGAGAACGUGCAAACUAAAAAAGACAAAGGCAACAUGAGCAUCACCAUAAAACUACCGAAAUCGCUGAAGAAGGGCAAGAAACCGGCGUCGAAGACGAGCCAAGGAAAGGUAACCAGCGAAUCUAUCAAGAAGCAAAAACUGGACAUACAAUACCCGAAGAAACCGUCGGGGCAAAAGUGCAAAUCCGCCGGUAUGUCGGCGGAACCGCCUCGAGCCUCGUCGGCGCCGAUGCGAGCGAUGCCCAAAGCGCCGCCGUCGGGCGGCGGCGGCGGCGGCAGCAAAUGCGGCAAAACCAGCAAGGACAAGUGCAAACCUUCGGCGCAGGCGUUCAAAAUAAAAUGCCUGAAGUGCAUGAAGAAGGGCUCGGGCAAAUGCAAGCCGGGCAAGAACGCCAUAACGAUCAAGUGCUCGAAGUGCAAGGAGAAGGGCGGCGGUCAAUGCGCGCCCGGCAAGAACGCCAUAACGAUAAAGUGCAUGAAAUGCAAAGAGAACGAGGGCAAGGGAUGCCAACCCACCACAGGCGCCAUAACGAUCGUUUGCGCCGAAUGCAAAAAGGAACAACAGUCGAAUUGCAACGGGCAAAGCAGGAACCUGUCGUAUUUGGUGUACCGAAAGAGUUUCUACCACGCGAAGCGGUUCUACACCACCAAAUCCACCGAUCUAAAACAAUCCACGAGAAAACUAAUAAAGUCAUCUACGGCGGAGAAGGAUGCGGAUAGAAACUGCUCCAAACGUCAUAGAAGUUGUGUACGUAAUAAAUAUAAGUUAAACAAACUGGAUAUAGAUCAUUAUAAAAUUUCAGGUCGAAAAUUUUUUGCUCUAAACAAAUCUAAUGUGUUAUUGAAACAAGAACCGAAAGCGAUAAUGGCCCAACGGAGGAAUCGAGACACCGACGCGAUCUAUGACGAUGCGAACGCGACUGGCAAAAAGGACGAGAAAAAGGAUGAAAAGAAGGAUGAAAAAAAGGACGAUAAAUCGCCCAAAGUGAAAGCGUUGGCGUUGAAAUGGAUUAAAAAACGCAAUCCGGAUGAGGGCCCUCAACUAGAGGUAUUGUACUGUAAAGAAACCAACCAAAAAAGCGACGGAACGAAAGAUAAACCGUUACCAAAUAAAAAAAUCGAUAAACCUCUAAAAGAAAUAAAAACUCCGGAGGUAAAAAAGAACGAGCCAGUCAAAGCGAAGGAAACUCCGAAGAGCCCCAAUUUAACACUUAAAAAUAACAACCAGAAUAACACCAAUAAAGUAACAAUGGUACUUAAAGGAAAUAAGAAAAUUUCUAAAAAACCUUCAGGAAAAAUCAAGAAAGAGGGACGCGUUUCUAGCAUAACAUCAUCCUCGUUAGAAGACUCCAAGAUAGAAGAGAAAUUCAACAUGCCAGUGGCACCCUUGGUAGAAGUAAAACCGGAAGGAAACGAAGCGAAGACACUAAGAGAACUAAAUUUAGGAAGCAAACAAACGAAUCUAAACCAAUCGGAUUUACCGACUAAAUUGCCAGAUAUAAAAGCAAACGAAAAAUUAGACAAGGCGGAAAAUGAUACAAAAGUAGACAAAGCAAAACCAGAAGUGACUAAAAACAACCCAAAUCAGCUUAUAGAAAAACCGGUAAUAUUGACCGAUGCUCCGCAAGUAACGGAAAAAGACCUGGAAACGAAGGAAAUUUUAAAAGCGAAGCAGGCGUUUAACGAAGAAAUAGAAGCGCUUUUCAAAGCUAAACCGCCUCCGAGCAGCGAUCCGAAGAAACAAAAGGACAAGAAAGGUGGCGACAAGGGUAAAAAAAAGGUCCAAAUAACGACUAAAAAGAAAGUUCCCGAAAAGUGUAAAAAAGUUGUCAAAAAAGCCAAAAAGGGCAAAGCCGGCGGUAGCGGCCCUUGUGCGCCACAAACUUGCCCCAAAGUCAUGGAACUGGUAUUUUUCAUGAAAAGUAAAAAGGGAAUACUAUGCCCGAAGAUAUGCAAUACCAAAAAGGUGAGGACGAGAUAUCAAGUGUUGAAAUCCAAAAGGAAGUGCAAAGGUUCAUGGCAAACUGAUUGCUUUUGA
Messenger RNA from Phyllotreta striolata, 3675 nucleotides. NCBI's taxonomy places the organism in Eukaryota, Metazoa, Arthropoda, Insecta, Coleoptera, Chrysomelidae. The record is from the annotation of a GenBank genome assembly.